Paralichthys olivaceus (Japanese flounder) is the source of this 1943-nucleotide messenger RNA. It is a transcript of the gene ash2l, whose product is annotated as ash2 like, histone lysine methyltransferase complex subunit. Lineage: Eukaryota; Metazoa; Chordata; Actinopteri; Pleuronectiformes; Paralichthyidae. Gene Ontology annotation, molecular function: transcription cis-regulatory region binding; protein binding. The record is from RefSeq and is a predicted model, not a curated record. Gene Ontology annotation, cellular component: Set1C/COMPASS complex.
AGUCGUCUCUCGCGAUGUUUUUUUGUUUUCAUUGAUUUGAAACAUGGCGUCUGAGGUUGAGGCGGGGAGCGCUGCUGCAACCGAACCGGAGAGCGGAGAAGGGGAUGCUGCAUUUGGGGAACUACCCACCAGCAUGGAUACUGAAUCUUCAAAUGGCAAAGAUGGAAUGGAGGCAGCCGGGGAGGGCUCUGAGCCUGCUGAUGCUCUGACUGGAUCAGGAGAUGAGGAGAGUGGGAGGCAGCUGGGGGAGGUGGAGCUGCAGUGUGCCUUGUGUAUGAAGUGGUUCACUGCAGACACGUUUGGCAUCGACACUGCGACCUGUCUUCCCUUUAUGACCAAUUAUGUGUUUCACUGCAACGUGUGCCAUCACAGUGGCAACACAUACUUCCUGAGGAAACAAGCAAACCUGAAGGAGAUGUGUCUCACAGCCCUGGCAAACCUCACAUGGAGAUCCAGAUCACAAGACGAGCACCCAAAGACCAUGUUUCCCAAAGACAAGGAUAUCAUACCAUUCAUUGACAAGUACUGGGAGUGCAUGACAACUCGUCAGAGACCGGGGAAGCUCACCUGGCCCAACAACAUAGUGAAAACAAUGAGCAAAGAGCGGGAUGUCUUUCUAGUGAAGGAACACCCUGACCCCGGCAGUAAAGACCCAGAGGAGGAGUACCCAAAAUUUGGCUUGUUGGACCAGGACCUGGGAAACAUUGGACCCUCAUAUGACACACAGAAACAGGCCACUGCUGCUCCUACUGCUGGUGGACUCAAUGGUGGAUCUGCUUUCUCAGGUGCUUUGGCCCCUGGUCCAGGAAAAGGAAGAGGAGCUAAACGUAAACAGCAGCAGCAACAGGAGGGCACAGCUGCAGGGGCCACCAAGAGAACCCGCAGUGAUCCUCUGUUCUCGGCCCAGCGCCUGCCUCCUCAUGGUUACCCACUGGAGCACCCCUUCAAUAAAGAUGGAUACCGUUAUAUCCUGGCAGAACCAGACCCUCAUGCUCCCGACCCAGAGAAGCUGGAGCUGGACUGCUGGGCUGGCAAACCCAUACCUGGUGAUCUGUACAGAGCCUGUCUCUAUGAGAGGGUGCUGCUGGCCUUACAUGACAGAGCGCCUCAGUUGAAGAUCUCUGAUGACCGUCUGACAGUGACUGGAGAGAAGGGCUACUCCAUGGUGCGAGCAUCGCACGGCAUACGGAAAGGCUCCUGGUUCUUUGAGGUUUCUGUUGACGAAAUGCCCGCAGAGACCGCGGCUAGGCUCGGCUGGUCUCAACCGCUCGGUAACCUGCAGGCACCUCUGGGUUAUGACAAGUUUAGCUACUCGUGGCGUAGUAAGAAGGGCACGCGGUUUCAUCAGUCCAUUGGAAAGCAUUAUUCCUCCGGCUACGGUCAAGGAGACACGCUGGGUUUCUUCAUAGAGCUGCCCGAUGGCACAGAGACAUCCAAGGCUCUGCCAGAUACAUACAAGGACAAGGCGCUAAUCAAGUUCAAGAGCUACCUGUACUUCGAGGAGAAGGACUAUGUGGACAAAGCAGAGAAAAGUCUCAAGUCAAUGAGUCCCAGCAGGAUGAUAUUCUAUAAAAAUGGAGUGAGCCAAGGUGUUGCCUUUGAAAACCUGUUUGAAGGCAUCUACUUCCCUGCCAUCUCGCUCUACAAAAGCUGCACGGUUUCAGUCAAUUUUGGGCCACAUUUCAAACACCCGCCGAAGGACAUCAAGUAUCAGCCGAUGAGUGACAUGGGCUGGGGAGCUGUGAUCGAGCACACGCUGGCUGACAUGCUGUACCACGUGGAGACCGAUGUGGACGGCCGACGCAGUCCUCCCUGGGAAGGAUGAAUCCUGCUUGAAUUCAGUACACACCCUCCUCACGAAUAAAAAAAUUGUUCCCCCUCCAGGCUGUGAAAUAAAAGCCCCACACGGUGCAGUGAGCUGUUGGCCCAUAAAGUAAAAAAAA